Branchiostoma floridae (Florida lancelet) is the source of this 4278-nucleotide messenger RNA. RefSeq lists its product as uncharacterized. The transcript has 13 exons. The record is from RefSeq and is a predicted model, not a curated record. NCBI's taxonomy places the organism in Eukaryota, Metazoa, Chordata, Leptocardii, Amphioxiformes, Branchiostomatidae. Bases 392 to 3241 code for a protein of 949 amino acids.
AAACUUAUUAGGUUGUGUUGAAUGAGAUUUUCCUCCCAGGUCAAACACUGGCCACACUCGUUCCCGCUCCUGAAGAAGUCACGUACACAGUGUGUUGAAUGAUAUUUCCUUAACACUUGUCAUUACACCAGAUUCCUCAAGCGGCUAUUCUCAAAUGUCGUAAUCAUUUGAUGUAUCUCGAACUAGUAAACGAUUGACAUGUAAUGACGUAGUCUCACUUGUAAAAGUGUUUCUGGUGUAAAAUGUUGUUACCGUGAUCCAUAAAUCAAAUUCAGCUCUGACAAGGGCUGGCUCAUCAGACCACCCGGGUCAAGUGACCUCAGUAUACAAGUGUUUCUGAUAAGGAUAGGAUGUGUUUUUCAGAUGGCAAGUCGUAGUGACAGAGCUGGAAAUGAUGUUUGAGCUAUUCUAUCCGUUCGUAUGUAUGGUAACCCUUUUAGCCAUACAUUUGCUUUUCUUCUUGAGUCGUGAGAUUAGCACCGUGCAGUCUCCCAAUGGAACGAUUCUGUUCAACAUCGUACCACCGAAUGGACCUCGCUUUGACUUAGAAAUCGCCGGAAAAGACGCAUCUGUACGUAAACUUUUUGAAGAAGUAUCGGCGUUCACUGGAAUACCGGAGUCGACAUUUCUACUUUUCAAGAAUGGCCAGAAGAUUAACGUCGAUACCCAAGUUGGAAAUGGCGGGAUAAUCCAUGUACACAUUCCCGUCCUCGGGGGAACGCCACCAAAACCAAGGAAUGGGGAUACUGAGCACAGCCAACUUCACCGAGAAGAUACAGAGCAGUGCAACUGCCAGGGUGCCUGUAACUGUGCCAUCUCCACUCCCAGCUCCCAUCAACCAAGUCCGCCGAGGUGGCAAAAGUACCAUCUGCCAAGCCCAAGCGUCUACCAGUCUAGUCCGCCGGGGUGGCAAAAGUACCACCUAUCAAGUCCGAGCGUAUUUCAGUCAAGUCCGCCGGGGGUUCAAAACUUCACAAUGUCCAGCCCAAACUCAUACCAGCCAAGUCCAAAUGUUUCCACGCCAAACGAUGUCUUCGAUUUCAACGAAGAGGACAACCCCAAAGUACUGCUGUAUGCUGCUCGAGAGAAGAGCCGCGAUCAGUGUAGCGAUAGCGACAGCGACCUGGGAGUCCACCGUUUGGAGUCGUCAGACGAAGACCCGUCGGAUUUGUCGGAAACAAACUCCGAGCCUUUCGACAGCUCUUUCUACAUCGAGCCACAGAGAACACCGAUGGAAAGACCAUCCAAGAAACGAACCGGUGGGUCUGGCGGAACGGGAGGAAAACUUUUCUACAAGGCCGUGAAACGUGAAACAUUGCACAGGGUGCUAUCAAUGAGCCCCUGCUGUCAAUCAAAAUGCUCCGGAAAGUUCAAAUAUCGGGACUUAAAGAAAAAUAGGGAAACAUACUUCGGCAAGGACGACGCAAAGGAGCGGUCGUCAUGGCUCAUUGACAAACUUGCUACCUUCGAAGACGAUAGCAAAGUUAAAGGCACAUUUUGCUUCAAAGCUAAUGGAAAGACCAUGUGUAGGAAAGCCUGGUGUAGGCUGUACGGGAUCACAAAGAACGUCUACUACAGAGGGAAAACCGCCUACCUAAAGGGUCGCACAUCAGCGUCGCAAAGGAUUCGUCCCCGCCGUGAGAGGUCGCCGAAAUAUGUGAAGGCCAUUGUUUGGUUCGGCAUGUACGCUGCUACCCAUGCUGAAAAAAUGCCCCACAGGACUGAGAUGUGGCUUCCAUACAGGACACGAAGGAAGGGAAUUUACCACCAGUACCGACAGGAAAUGUCCGAGCAAAUGGAGCCGUACUGUUCGAGGCAGACUUUCGACGACAUGUGGAGAGAGAAUUACCCUGACGUGAUCAUUAAAACGUCCAGCCUGUUUACAAAGUGUAAGAAGUGCGUACAACUGGAGAGAAGGCUCGAGAAGACACGUGAUCCAAGAAAGCGACAGGAGAUUCAGGACCGGCGUCGUGCCCAUCUUGGCCGACAAAUGCGUGAACGAGUCAAUUAUUACAGGAGAAGAGAAGCCGCUCGUCGAAAUCCAAACCGAUACCUGAGCCUUAUUGUGGAUGGAAUGGACCAAGCGAAGACGUAUCUUCCGCAUUUCGUUGGAGCAAGGUCAAAGGACAUGGAGGCAACAGACCUUAUGAAGGUGCACGUGUCAGGCAUGAUCAGCCACGGACACGGGAUCAAGGCGACGUUCACCGAUUUCUUCGAAUACAACCAUGACAGUAAUCUAACCAUCAAUCUGCUGUUAAAAAUGCUGUUCCGACUGUCUAAGCGAGGACCCUUGCCACCUAUAUUGUACCUGCAAGCAGAUAACUGUUUCAGGGAGAAUAAAAACAAGUAUAUGCUUGCCUUCUUGGAUCUGUUGGUACAUCGUAAGAUUUUCAUGGAGGUGCAACUGUCUUUCUUAUAUGUUGGGCACACACACGAGGACAUUGAUCAACUGUUUAGUCAGAUAGCUGACAAACUCAGACACGAAGAAGCGCGAACGCCCAAGCAACUAAUGGAGAAACUCCCGGACGCGGCGGAGAUGCGUGGGCUAUAUGAUGUCCGAGGCUGGUUGGAGCCAUAUAUUGUCGACAUCAAGGGCCAUUCCAAGGUUGGCUUGUUUCGGUUUCGAAACAGCAAAACGGUACCCGGUCGCGUGGACAUGUUCUACAAACGGAGCCAUGACCACAAAUGGAAGCACAACAAGAGCGGCAUGUUCCGCACAGACGACCAGGGCCGACCGGUUAGACCAACAGGAAAACCAAAGCUCUUACUGCCGGUCUUCGAGACGAGACAGAUCAACAUCAACAACCUGGCAACACAGAAGCUCCCGAAGUGGACGCCAUACCUAGAGUCUCCGGUAGAAACAACUCAGUGGAAUGAAUUUUUCCAAGCCUUGAAGACCGCGUCCACAAGUAGACCUGAUCGCAUACGUUAUGCGUUAGGAGAUAGGGCAGGGUGGACACUGGACCGGCUGGCGCCAUGUGACCCGACGGAGCUGGCUAAUCGGGAAGGAGACGAGGCAGCCAUCCCUGAUGAGCUGGAUCGCUUGUUGGCAGAGGAGAUGGAAAGUACCGAGAUUGUCGUUCGAGGAACAGCAUUCGGGGCGAGGGGACGAGGAGAAAGAAGAGGACGUCCGCGUGGGGCCCGUGGAGGUGGGAGAGGAUGUCCGCGUGGGGCCCGUGGAGGUGGGAGAGGACGUCCGCGUGGGGCCCGUGGAGGUGGGAGAGGCCGCGGGCGCUGCUAGAGCUAUCUACAUCAUCUUUGUCAUUUGAUCUUUUCCCUGUUUUUCUUAGCUGUUAGAUGUAGUGAUUUCAGAUAUGUAAGUUGUUUCGAUAUUACACAGCAUUAAUAGCAUUAGGAAAAGUGGCACACUACACUGAAUAAGUCAAUGUUGUACGUUCAUGGACACUAGACACGCGUAUUGGGUGGAUGAAGAAAGUUCUAUUUCCCGCAAGGAGAUCCCGCACAGAAAUCCAAAUAGAACAUGCAAAUAUCAUAUUAGAAAACAUUUCUUGAAACACCCACUGCCAUCAUCGUACUACGAUGUAAUGUAAAAUUUGUGUUCAUCUCUAACGUUUUGAGAUGUCACAAGAGGUAUGUUAUAUAUGAAAGGUAAAACAUAGCGUAGCUUAGCUUUCCUGUUAUUCUCUGAUCCAACUUCGUGCAUGUAGCCUCAGUGGGCAUGCGGGUACAAUAAACUUCAUCGUCAUGGACUAUAACUCUAGAAUAUUGAUUAUCUUUACACAUAGAUGGAAACUACCAUGUACUACUAUGUACCACACUUAAUGAACAAAGUAUUGUACGAAAAGCGGCAUAGGGUGGUCAUUUUACCACACUUGUUUCACUAAAAACUUUUAAUCUGUUCUGUUUUCCUUUUGGUAGGCAUCAGAAUCAAGAACAUGUUUUGGUCAUUUGCAUGGAACUGAUUAUGCUAGAAUGAAUAGAAAAAUCAUAAUGUUAAUGUUGACAUUAUUUGUAGAAUUAUAUCAGUUGAAUACAAAACUAUAACCUUUUAUCGGACUGUUGAUUUUUUAAAUAAAAAGUUAUUGCACCAUGUAACUCCCAUUCUUUUAUAGAGAAUCGCUUUUAGGAGGCUUUUAGCCGCGCUGACGAGGCUGUUAGUCGCGCUCGGGCAGGUGGCUUUUAACCGCGCAUAGACAGGCGGCUUUUAACCGCGCUCGUAUAGGUGGCUUUUAACCGCGCAUAGACAGGCGGCUUUUAACCGCGCAUAGACAGGCGGCUUUUAACCGCGCUCGUAUAGGCGGCUUUUAACCGCGCAUA